AUGACGUACAAAUGCGCUGUGGCACAUGUGCCAUUUGGUGGCGCCAAGGGUGGCGUAAAGAUCGAUCCAAAAAAGUAUACAGAGUACGAAAUUGAAAAAAUCACUCGUCGCAUGACAGUAGAAUUUGCGAAGAAGGGCUUUUUGGGUCCUGGACUGGAUGUUCCGGCGCCGGAUAUGGGCACCAGCGAGCGUGAAAUGAGUUGGAUCGCCGACACUUACGCACAGACUGUGGGCUAUACCGAUAAGGAUGCUCAUGCUUGUGUAACCGGAAAACCAAUCGUUGCUGAAGGUACCUGUUUUUUGAUAUGCCUGCAGAGGCGCGCACCAGCGUGGCCAGUUUCUCUGUUUUAG
Molecule: messenger RNA, 351 nt
Organism: Gongylonema pulchrum
Lineage: Eukaryota; Metazoa; Nematoda; Chromadorea; Rhabditida; Gongylonematidae
Source: the annotation of a GenBank genome assembly